CUUCACGCUCACUCAUCCUCUCAUUCUGCUCCAAAUUAUUCUUUGUGUGUCCGUGUAUGAUCGCUGAAACAGUCGGCAACCAUGGCCAACAGUAUGGACAGGCCAGAUUACCCCGGCUUGCUGCAACAAUUACAGCCUGCUCAGGCGGCUGAUAUUCUUAACGAUCGUGUGCGCCAGGUCGGGAGGUUGAAUACUACCAUUGCGGAUUGGCUGCAAGAGCGGACUCGACUUGAAGAGCAAUAUGCAGCCGGCUUGCGUAAAUUGGCGAGACAAAAGGUGGACGAUGCAGACCUGGGUAUUUUCACGGUACCAUGGAAUACCAUGACGAGCUCGCUGGAAACUCUCGCCGAGUCCCAUACUGGCCUUGCAACGAGGAUACAAGCCGAUAUUGAGCGACCACUCCGAGAAUAUGCCACCAACAAUCGCGACAUGCAGGCCAUGACGACCGUUCAAGGCAACCUCAACUCUCUCGCGAAAGAGGUCGAGAAGGGCCAGCAAAAGGUGGAGAAGCUACGGGUCAAGGGCGAAAAGGCGGAUGCAAACAAGGUUGCCGAUGCGCAAUCAGACGUGGACAAUGCUCGUGUUCAAUGGAACUCGCAAGCUCCAUAUGUGUUCAAGGAUUUGCAGUCUUUGGACGAGACACGCUGCAAUCAUCUCCGUGAUCUCUUGACGCAGCUACAAACCCUCGAGGCCGAUCAAAUACAGAAGAGCAGCACUGCGCCGGAGCAGUGCUUGAAUGUUCUGCUCAAUGUGGAGACACAGGAUGAGAUCCAGACAUUCGUGCUACGAGCUAUGUCCAUGGCACAAAACCCAAGUUCUGCCAACGCGAAUCCCAGGAACAGCUUCAUGCCCGGCUCUUCUUCUGGCCCCAAUCGAACGAGCUCUUCACUCGCGGCACCGCCAAGCCGAGAUAGACCGGACGAUGCCACGAGCCAGGUUUCGGAAGAGCCGAAAAAGGGAGGAUUGAAGGGUCUGCGAAGACUUGGUACUGUCAUGUCUCGAAGGAGGGAGAGCAAAUUGCCGGCCAUGCCCUUGCCAUCUACGGCUGAAUCACCUGAGCGAAAGCAGAAGUCCUCGCCAUUUGGCAGACUUGGAAGAAGCAAGGAGUCGUAUUCUUUGGAGCCGCCGCAGGAAGAAAACAAUUCGCAACGCCCUCGUUCACCUCAACGUCUGGGCAGUGAGGCAUUCGAGACACCCGAAACCCGUCAAGGAACCGCCAGGAGUUCUUCUGGAGCUCCACAACUUGGCCCUAUCCCGACACUGAACGGCAACUCGACUGCGACGAGCUCUCAUUCACCGAUUGCCACAAACUUUCCCAACGCGCAGCCAUAUCCGCCGCCUUCCCAGCCAUACCCGAACCAGCCACUGCCUCAGAUUCCUGUGGCCGAGACUCAGAGAGAUGACGAAGGCUUCUCAGUUCCGCCCUCAAAUCUUGAUCCAAUUUCGCAGGCUCAGGCGGAAGCUGCUGCGGAGGCCGGCUCGCCUCAAUUCAACGUCAACAUCCGCAAUGCGCCGAUUGAAGAAGAGGGUGGAGAUGCCGCAUUGGCAAGCGUGGCCACGAAGCUUCAAGCACCCCCAGCAGUUAGUGCACGCCGAGCAGGCACAGUACGCGGUCGUCGCGACGCUCGCAACAGUGCUGCGGUCACAGAGUCUUCUACACCUUCACUUGUGCAGUCGCCUUCCGGUGGCCUAAGCCCUACAUCGCCAACUGCUAGCAGUUUUUCACCUUUCUCACCCGCCUCGGACGCCCAGAUACCGUUCCGUCCUUCUUCGAGAGCACUCAACUCGGAACAGGCUGGCGACAGCAAUUCCAUUCGUUCUGGUCGCAGCACGGCCAGUCAAGGCAUGAGGCAUCCUGAUCUCCACGAGCCAGGUCUCACCUCGUCCAUCAUUGAGACAGUCUCCGCUCGCUUCGAUCAGGGACAGAUUGCGACGUCCUCUCUCAUUGGCGAGAUUGCUCUGGCUUACACUCCCACAGACGCCACCUCCCCUCCGGCAUCACAGACGAUUCGACUGGACCAAUUCUCACGUCUGGAGAAGGUCGCCCCGAACCCAGCUUUUAUCAGUCAGAAUCUCGACAAGGAAGGCGAGUACACCGUCAAUCUCGGCAACAUUGCCAAGACCCAAAUCGCGUUCAAGUACCAGCUUCGCCACGACGAUGCAAACACCCACGCUCCUCUGCUCCUCGUUCCAGCCUACAAAAUUGAGCCGACCCAGGCUUCCGUCAUCGUCAGCUACUCACUCAACCCAGCAUUCGCACUGCAAGGCCGCGAGAGCUUGACCCUUUCCAACGUCCUCAUCGCCCUCACUUUGGAAGGAGCUAAAGGCUCUUCCUGCCUCUCCCGGCCGACUGGCACUUUCGUUCGCGACAAGAAUGUUAUUUACUGGCAACUUGGAGAGGUAACUUUGACUGCUGGUGCUGCGCCCGAAAAGCUCCUCGCUCGUUUCGCUACGGAUUCUGAGGCCAAAGGUGGUAGCAUCGAGGCACGGUGGGAGAUCUCGGGUGAGAAUGCGAGAGGGUUGGGUAGUCCGCUGGGCGUGAGUCAGCUGGCUGGUGCGGGCGAUAGUAGCGCGGAUCCGUUCGCGGACGAGGAUGCCGUUGGCGGUGCGGCGACGGGGUGGAGCGGCGUCCCUGCGGUGAGAAAGUUGAUAAAUGGGAAUUAUGUGGCGAAGUCUUGAGGGAUUAGUGUGGUAAGUUGGAUACUUGUACAUUAUGAUACCCAUUCGCUAGGGACACAGUUGUAUAGAAGAGCAGUUGGAGGUGGCA
Zymoseptoria tritici IPO323 is the source of this 2767-nucleotide messenger RNA. RefSeq lists its product as uncharacterized. The record is from RefSeq and is a predicted model, not a curated record. Lineage: Eukaryota; Fungi; Ascomycota; Dothideomycetes; Mycosphaerellales; Mycosphaerellaceae. Gene Ontology annotation, cellular component: endocytic vesicle; cell division site; cytoplasm. Gene Ontology annotation, biological process: septin cytoskeleton organization. The coding region runs from base 82 to 2679 and encodes 865 amino acids. The transcript has 7 exons.